This is a messenger RNA of Didymodactylos carnosus, 1065 nucleotides long. NCBI's taxonomy places the organism in Eukaryota, Metazoa, Rotifera, Eurotatoria, Philodinida, Philodinidae. The record is from the annotation of a GenBank genome assembly.
AUGGUUACUGAGUUUAAUUGUACCGAACUAAAUACAUAUUCCAGUUCGUUUUACUGCGCUUGUCGGAAUAAUGAUGUGGACGAAGUGAAAAAUUGCCUGAAAAUAAUCUCAUUAGAUAAAAUAAAUAAAAUAGAAAAAAACGGCAGUACAGCACUGCAUGCCGCGUCAUUCUACAAUCAUUCUGAAAUUGUUAGUUUGUUACUGCAAUAUGGAGCUGUACGUUCACAAAUAAAUAAAUAUAAAUGUACACCUUGUGAAGAAGCAAAAACAAGUGAAAUUCAAAAAUUGUUUAUUGGAUCAUCUUCUGGUAACAAUCGAUUUGGUGGAGAUCAAAACAGCCAAAUUGAAUGGAUGUUAGAUGGAAGUAACGCUGAAAGGGAAACAGCUGAACAGCUUCAAUGGUAUACGAAUGCGGGCAAUAUUAUUAACCUUCAAUGUCAAUUAAAUGAAAUUAGAAAAGAUUACCUUGAUAAAGAAUUAUCUGACAUGGAAGGCAUUCAAAAAAUACGUUGGUUUAUUAAUAAAGCGAUCGAAGAAAACGAUCCUGUUUACCUGUUGAAAGCGUAUACGGCUGAAACUGAUUUUUAUAAAAUUUUAAACAAACAGUUAGCUACGGUACACAUCGAUAGACCUGAUUACAGAGAGAGUUGGCAAGCCAGGCGUCGAAUUGUUUAUAUAAUUAGUUGUGAUCCGGAUUUGGCUCAAUUUCGAUUUGCUGAUCGAACAUAUCGUGGCAUGAAACUGACAGAAAAUGAUCUUCAACAAUAUGUUGUAGGAUCCCGUCUGAUGAAUAAAUCGUUCAUGUCGACCUCAAAAGAUCGUCUAAUAGCCAAAAAAUUUGUUUUAGGAAACGAUUCAGUAAAACAAACCUAUUCUACAUUAUGUACAUAUCAUAUCAUAAAUAAUCGUUCAAGUUUAGAUCUUGGAGAUAUAUCAGAAUAUGCCGAUGAACGAGAAGUAGUGAUUCUUCCCUAUUGUCUAUUUGAAGUGAUUGGAAUCAAGAAGCAUCGAACUAAGCUCUUCAGUACGAUUCAAAUUGAAAUUGAAUUAAAACAAUGUUACUAG